AUGAAAAGAAUCCUUAUUUGUUUACUUUUGAUAUCUUUAAUAUCUUGUAGGGCUGUUAAUCACCUUGCAGAAGACAAAAAGGCUGUAGAUACAUCAAAAAAAGAUGAUACAAAGAAGGAGGAGCCUAAAAAAGAAGAGACAAAGAAAGAAGAUGGCAAGAAAGAAGAAACAAAGAAAGAAGAAACAAAAAAGGAUGAGAAGAAAGAUGAAAAGAAGGAUGAGAAAAAAGAUGAAAAGAAAGAUGAAAAGAAGGAUGAGAAAAAAGACGAGAAGAAAGACGAGAAGAAGGAUGAGAAAAAAGAUGAAAAGAAAGAUGAGAAAAAAGACGAGAAGAAGGAUGAGAAAAAGGAUGAAAAGAAAGAUGAAAAGAAGGAUGAGAAAAAAGAUGAGAAGAAAGAUGAGAAGAAGGAUGAGAAAAAAGAUGAGAAGAAGGAUGAGAAAAAAGAUGAGAAAAAAGAUGAAAAGAAAGAUGAAAAGAAAGAUGAGAAAAAAGAUGAGAAAAAAGACGAGAAGAAAGAUGAAAAGAAGGAUGAGAAAAAGAAAGACGAGAAGAAAGAUGAGAAGAAAGAUGAUAAAAAGAAAGAUGAAAAGAAAGAUGAGAAAAAGGAUGAAAAGAAAGACGAUAAAAAGAAAGACGAAAAGAAAGAUGAGAAGAAAGAUGAGAAGAAAAAGGAUGAACCAAAAUAGAGCCCUGAAGAAAAGAAGUUCAGAUCAUGCAUUGAGGAUAAAUGUGGAUCACAAGCUAAAGCAUGUGACAAGGACUGCAAUUCAAAAUUGGCAUAAUGCAAGGAUGUAGUGUAUGUUGCUGGAUAUCAAGCUGUAAAUCUAUUAAAAUUAUGUUUUAGUAUUUGGAUUGCAUCAACUAAAGUAAGCCUGCAGUUGCCUUACUUGAGUGUGUUUAAUCUAAAUGUUUGGAAUGAAAAUAAUUUUAAAUUUAAACAAAUUCAUAUCAU
This is a messenger RNA of Paramecium octaurelia, 953 nucleotides long. NCBI's taxonomy places the organism in Eukaryota, Ciliophora, Oligohymenophorea, Peniculida, Parameciidae. The record is from the annotation of a GenBank genome assembly.